CUGAGCACCAUAACAAACUGGCGCCUCGCAAUGCCUGCAUGGAUGCGGACCUGGCGACGCCAUCGGCUGGGUCCGACCCUGACGACUCCGCGGACGAGUGCGUUCCCACGGAUCCGGAGAAAUGGCAGCACAGCGACGUGCGCCGAUGGCUGCGCUGGAUGUCCUCAACAUUCGGGGUACGAGCGGCGCGUGCGCAUCUCCUGCCUUCUACCGGCCAGCAACUGCUUCUUCUCACACACCAGCAAUGGCUCGAGGUGUGCGAAGGGGAUGAGAAGGCAGCUCGUACAUUCAGCACAUUCCUGGAGCACGAACAUGCUAGAACAAGGGGGCGCCCCCCACCGCCGCCCCUGCCCGAGCACCAAAGCGAAGCCCGGCCCUCUACGGCUGCCUCGCUAACCGACAUGCAGUCGUAUGCAGGCGUGAGCGGAUGUGCGCGCGGUGGCGGGGGACAGGUGCAGCUGUGGCAGUUCCUUCUGGACGAGCUGGCCAGCGGAGCGCCAGGCAUCUGCUGGGAGGGCCCACCAGGUGAAGGCGAGUUCCGUCUGUCGGACCCGGACGAGGUGGCGCGCCGCUGGGGCCGGCGGAAACAGAAGCCCAACAUGAACUACGACAAACUGUCGCGAGCGCUGCGCUACUACUAUGAUAAGAACAUAAUGAGCAAGGUGCAUGGUAAACGGUACGCGUACCGGUUCAGUUGGGCGGGACUCCGCGCGGCGUGCCAGGCGCAGGCCGAGGCGCCGCCCUACGCGCCCUACCCUGCCCCGCUGGCCUACCCCUCACCCCCUCAGCCUCCCUCGCAACCCCGACAUACUGACGACCAAAUGCCACCGGCAAACCAAUAAAUGGUUAAGGCUAGUGUGAUGUGUUAACUAAAAAUAAACAUUGACAGACAAAAACGUGUAAAUCACAAAAUAUAUUAUGUAAGUACAUGAAAUGUUUACCGGGAAAAGUACAGAAGCUGAUGAUGAAGUAUGUCUUUAUCAUCAGCUUCUGUAGCAGCAACAGAGGUAUUAAAACUACAACACAGAUAUUUAAGUCGGAUUGCAUCAACAAAGGCAACAAAAUUUUUCCAUUUUUAAAUCGACCAUAACAGUCGUGAUUGUGUGUUUUUUGUAUUAAAACUAGGAAUUUAAUUUUAUGUAUAAAACUGUAUUAUAUAAUUUGCUACGAGAGAUUUGGAAGUAUCUAGGAUAAUUUUUUUUGAAAAAUUAUUUUACCAUAUUUAUAGUUAUUUAUGUACAUAUGCCUAGUAUAUAAUAAUAGUACACGACAUCAAACGUUAUACAGGUAUCUAUUUAUUUGCGUAUAUUUUAUAUUGUUUGAGUAUAGCCACAGUAUUAUGUCUAUUAAUACAAUUUACUUUCAUGUAUUGUUUCAGUGUAUAAUAUAAACCAUAUAUACUGGUAAGUAUUUUUCUAACCACUGUUCAAAUUUUCACAAUAUGUUCGGUACUGGAAAUACUAUUACUUCCAAAAAAAUUAUAAUGAAAAAAAAAAUCAAGUAACAAUAAAUAAUUUUAAGUCUGUUUUUAUUUGGAACGAUUGUUAAUAAAGUUUACAAAAUAAAUAAAUAUUCUACUUUCCAUACAAAGUCCGAUCAGCUGAUCAGGCAAUUAGAAUGAAAUCAGGUUGAUUUUCAGAAACUAACAAAUAUGUAUUUGUUAGUUUCUGAAAAUCAACCUGAAAUUUUGAGAAUCAACCCGUUAUCAUAAUCCAAAUCGGCUCCCUUGAAAUUUGUGCAAUGUACAGUUACCCACCCAUAAAAUAAAAUUACAGUUUCAAAAUAUAUGUAAUAUAUGUAAUGUAUGUAAUAUUAUGAAACUGUAAUUUAACUUUAUUAAUUAACUACUGUUUAUUAUUAAGCAUUUAUUUUCAUUUAUUACAUUCGCCCGCGGUGCUAGUUACCGCCAGUCUAUAUUAGAAAUUACAAACCAUAAUAGUUGUAAGCUAGUGAGGCAUAAUAACGAAUUAUACUAUUAAUAAAUAAGUUUAAUUUUAUAAUUAUUUAAAUAGAAAUGAAAUAGGUAUUUCAAUAGAAAUGAAAUAGGUGCACAAAGAAAUGUCACGAUCCUCGAGAAAAGGUACCUUUUACAGAGCAGUCGCUAUGCGCAGCGCAUCACUCACUACGUACCUACCUACAUAGAAUAAAACAAAUUUGCUUUCCGCUGUCUGUAUAUCCCUAUAUAAUAGAGACAGACAGACAGCGAGAAUAGAUCUUUAAAACUACUCAACGAAUUUUGAUGAGGGUUUUUUAAUAGAUACAGUUAUUCAGGAGGAAGGUUUAGGGUUUUACUCAAGCGAAGCCGGAACAGACCGCUAGGCUAAAGUGAGCAAAUGAAACGUCUACUCCAUAAGGUAUCUUUUAUCGUGGAACGUCACAAUACUGGAAGAACUCUGCUACGAACACUGCUACGAACUGGUGCUACGCGGCGACAUCAACGAGCGCCCCACGUUUAUGUAGGUGACACAUAAAGGUCACAAAAAUAAGAAAAAUAAUAAUUACCAGCUUAGCUUAGUAGGUACCUAUAUAUUCAUCUUGUUAGUGUGCAUUCCUCGGUUUUUAGAUGGCGAUACAAACUGGAAGUAAUAAUGUAAGGAAGAUGUAGUAUUACAUCCAAGAUCAAAGUCUGAGAAUUUAUUUAGAGACUAGAUUUUGCCCGCGCCUUAGUUCGUGUGUCCGCUCAUUAAUUAAUAUUUUGGGUUCUAAGCAAUAUAAUUGCGAUGAAACCUAUACAAAUGUGCGAACAAACACUUACAGUUUUAUUAUAUGUAUGAUUAGACCUUCACAAAGACUUUCACAUCAUACUUUAAAUUCAUUAUAAAAAAACUGCAACCUACUGUUAUUUUGGUACGACCACUGUUUAUAAAUGCCGAAAGCAAUUAAUUUAAACAGUGCUAAUUCGUAUCAUGCCAGAAGGGCUUACCAUGUUAUUGUUUUUUCUAGGACAUAGUUUAACAAAGUAGUAUAUGGCCAAGGUCUCGUGAGCAUUGUACCUAAGGAAGAUUUUGUUAAUUAUUUUUGUAAUGUUCCUUGUUAUUUUUGUUGUUUUCUAAAUAAGUACUUGACUUAUUUUUAAUUAUGUUGUAUUAAAAAUACAAAUAUUUUUUAAAUUUCAUUUUAUACUACUGAGUUUCAUGAUGGCUGUAUUUUGCAAUUUGUUAAC
This is a messenger RNA of Plodia interpunctella (Indianmeal moth), 3163 nucleotides long. Its product is annotated as DNA-binding protein D-ETS-6-like. Gene Ontology annotation, biological process: cell differentiation; regulation of transcription by RNA polymerase II. The record is from RefSeq and is a predicted model, not a curated record. Gene Ontology annotation, cellular component: nucleus. Gene Ontology annotation, molecular function: sequence-specific DNA binding; DNA-binding transcription factor activity, RNA polymerase II-specific. Lineage: Eukaryota; Metazoa; Arthropoda; Insecta; Lepidoptera; Pyralidae. The transcript has 6 exons. The coding region runs from base 39 to 842 and encodes 267 amino acids.